AUGUGCAAAAAAUGGCAGCAAAGAAGAGGCACACAUAUGUGUGGCAGUGCUGCUAUUGUGGCAACCCUUCUAUACCAUAUAGAAGCGCUGGAUGCCCGUCAUGCGGGUACGCCCGCUGUGGCAACUGUCACAUCACCAAAGUCACGCUGCGUUAGGACUUCCGACACUCCUCUUUUCGACUCGAGCCUCUUCGCCAUGCCCCAGUCAAUGGACGUCUGGAUUUGUUCUAUCGAACUUUGGAAUCAUUCGUCAUAUUUCACAAGAGCUAUUUUGUCUUACCCAAAAGUUCGUGGGCCAACUUCGAGGCACAAGGGGUUGGCUGAAGAUUGCUUAUUCAUACUGCGCAGUUACAACAGCCAAAUGACUGCGUAUACCUCCCAAUUUCGUUUUUCAUCUCCCGUGUAA
This is a messenger RNA of Ascochyta rabiei, 405 nucleotides long. RefSeq lists its product as uncharacterized. Bases 1 to 405 code for a protein of 134 amino acids. The record is from RefSeq and is a predicted model, not a curated record. The transcript is spliced from 5 exons. Lineage: Eukaryota; Fungi; Ascomycota; Dothideomycetes; Pleosporales; Didymellaceae.